AUGUCCGACAACGAUCAACAGCAACUCCAAUCUUUAGUUUUGUCCGCUGAAUUAAAUUCGGAAAAUGAAAAUCUCGAACAACUUGGACCAAUAAUCAAAUCAAUUUAUGAUACUGGGAGACAAGAAGCGUUUCUUGAGCAACUAACAUCGUUCGUAAGAAAAAAAGAAGGCGAGAUAGAACGAAUGUGUAAUAGCAAUUAUCAGGAAUUUGUACACUCUGUAGAUCAAUUGUUAAAAGUUAGACAAGGGACAGUUAAUCUUAAAAAUAAGAUAAUCGAUCUAAACUACGAUGAACAAAAGUCCGGGAAAAAAGUUGCUGCAAAGAAAAAAGAGCUUAUACAGACGCGAAGGACUCAGAAAAACAUUGAUGAGGCAGUUGAAACUUUGCAAUUGUGUCUACAUGUACUUGAUAUGGCCAAUCGAGUUCAAAAUCUAGUCGAGGAACGAAGAUACUUUUCGGCAUUAAGGACUUUAGAAGAGUUGCAGACUGUCCAUUUACGCAAAGUGAUUCAAUACGAGUUCGCUAAGCAUAUGCAGGAAUCCAUACCCGUAAUGCAAAAUAAUGUUAAAAACGCGGUGACAAAGGAGAUGAAAGAAUGGCUAUUUCUUGUUCAACAAGAUACACGGAAGGUUGGCAGAAUUGCAAUGGAACAAAUGAAAUUGCGCCAAGAACGAUGGAGGGUUAAAACUCAGAGAAAUCCAGAUUUGCGUUCUGUUUCUGUCAGCUCACCAAUUGAAGUUGUGAUGAAUGAGGAAAAUGAAUUCAAUAUUAUAAAUAACGACCAGGUCAAGAUUGAUUUUAGGCCGCUAUAUCAAUGCCUUCACAUUUAUGAAGAACUUGGAAAACGGAGUGAAUUCAAGUCCAAUUAUGAAGAAGAUAGAAAGGCCCAAGCAAAUUUAGUACUUUCACAGUCUUUUACUUUGAGGGAAAGUAAUGAAAAGGGUUUUGAGGCGUUCCUUCAGGAAAUUGUGGGCUUCUUUGUAAUCGAGCAUGUUAUUGUGCAUUCAACUCAAAAUUUUCGAUCUCAAUCAGAAGUGGAUAAUCUUUGGGACGCUGUUAUAUCAAAAGUUGUGAAAAUAUCUGCGGAAAGUUUGGAAGAUUGCCACGAUCCAGAAUUGUUUCAAAAAAUUAAAUUCUCUUUAUUCACAUUUAUUCAAACACUGGAGGAUUAUGGAUUCAAUGUUCACAGUUUCACCGACUUAAUCUUGACCGUAUUCCAGAAAUAUUCUGAUAUGUUGAAGCGCAAAUUUUCUGAAGAUUUUCAUCAGACAAUCCUUGAGGAUGAUUAUAUGCCUAUGCAAGUUCAAUUCCCCGAAGAGUAUAACGCCGUGGUUGAUGCUUGUUGGUUUAAAGAAGAUCACCGAAUCAGUCAAGCGUAUCCAAGAACUCUUCCAUUUUCCCAAGCAUAUCCAUCGUGCUGCCUAGACAUUAAGAAUUUUGUGAGUCAAUACUAUCAAUUUGCCGAGGAUGAUUCUCGGCAAUAUGGUUAUGUAGACGAUAUUGCAAAACAAACACUAGAUAACAUGUUGAUUGAGCACGUGGACGGCGUGCUACGUGGCAAACUCCAAAGCACAAAUAUCUCACAGAUAGUUCAAAUAAUAAUUAAUCUUGAGUAUUUUGAAAACGCGUGUGAGGAACUUGAAAAAUUACUGAAGACAAAAAGAUCUUCGCAUCGUGGAGGGAAGAUUAAACUGAAAGCGUCCGAUGAGUUUCGUGAAACUCGUAAGAAAGCUGAGAAACGUAUUUUCGAACUUGUUAAUUCAAAGAUUGAUGAUUUCUUAGAACUAGCAGAUUAUGAUUGGACUCCAGCAACGUUUCAAAAUCAUCCAAGCCCAUUUCUUCAAGAUAUGGUUGGAUUUCUUGAUGCACUCAUUAAUUCUACAUUGUAUAAUCUCCCAAUGUCAAUCAAGACCUUCAUGUAUUUUGAUACGCUAAGUCAUUUAGCGACAUCGCUUCGUGACUUGAUUUUAAGCUCCCAAGUGAAAAGGAUUAAUUCAAACGCUGUCGUUAAUUUGAACGUCGACGUCACAUUUUUGGAAAAUUUUGCGCACAGUCUCGAAGAUAAAAAUAUUUCCGACGCAUUUUUAGAAUUAAGACAGAUUGUCACAUUGCUUAGUUCUGAUAAUGUGGAAGAAUAUUUGGACCCUUCAACGCGAAACAAAAAAUAUUCUCGUCUCAAGCCCACAGAUGUUAUAAACUUAUUUGACAAGUGGUCACGAGAUCAAUCGUUGUUAACAAUGGACCCUGAGGAACGUGUUAAGAAGCGUGCAAUGGAAGGCGUUGUUCGUUCUUUGCGAUCCUCUUUGUAUUAA
Molecule: messenger RNA, 2313 nt
Organism: Acaulospora morrowiae
Lineage: Eukaryota; Fungi; Glomeromycota; Glomeromycetes; Diversisporales; Acaulosporaceae
Source: the annotation of a GenBank genome assembly